Molecule: messenger RNA, 2372 nt
Organism: Scomber japonicus (chub mackerel)
Lineage: Eukaryota; Metazoa; Chordata; Actinopteri; Scombriformes; Scombridae
Gene: haus5
Product: HAUS augmin-like complex, subunit 5
Exons: 19
Coding region: 232-2211 (659 amino acids)
Biological process (GO): centrosome cycle; spindle assembly
Cellular component (GO): HAUS complex; centrosome
Source: RefSeq, a predicted model, not a curated record
UCGACGAGGGAACAGAAUUCGACAUAACACCGGAAAUGGCGUAGACGAGCGGGAGAUUGAAAGUUACGACUAUAGGUCAAAACAAUGUUGUUAUUUGUUACCUUAGCCCUCUAAUGAAAAUCAUGGCAUAUAUUUUCCUAUACUGCUGUUAGCUAGAUCCAGUCAACAACUCCAGUUAAGUAGUUGACGCGUACAGUAAGUUAACUCGUUAAUGCUCGCUAACAUUUUAGGAUGGCGGACAGAAAUCUGGUGCAGGAGUUGAAACUUUGGGCGACAGAGGAGUUCAAUCUUCCCCCAGAAAGCCUGCCAAAUGACAGCUAUUUCAAAACACUUUGUUUGACAAGAAAGUCAAUAUGGAAAUAUUUGUUACAACACGUUUUUCAACAGAGGAAUGUGAGGAUCAUGCGUGGCAAUCUUCAGUGGUACAAAGUGCUUCAGGACAAAGAGUUGAAGAAGACUGAGGGCCAGAGUGAAGCUGCCAAGCAGAGUGAGCUUCAGAGGAAGAUCGAGCAGCUCAGAGCCGAUAUCAGUCACCUGGACUCUCAGAUCAGCGAAACAGAGGAACAGUUGUCCACUCAAGAGCAGUCUAUUGGCUGCACCUGGACUAAGGUGGAGGACAGUCAGCAUAGAAAACUGCUCCUACAGGCCUUCAGGCAGCGCUGUGUGUUCGAUCGCAAAGUGCUUUCUGAUGACACCCAGGAGAUCAGUGGGCACUGCCAGGCACUGGAGCAGAUGGUCAGGAAAGCAGAGAUGGAAGUGCUGUUUGAGAAUCAGUCUUCAAACAGCUGUGAUGGUGACAACCUCAACUCCAAAGCCGCAGCAGAGGCACAGGUCCUGCGUGAAGUGAGAGACCUGUGUAACGACAGGGUCCAGUUCUAUCAGUCUUUACAAGAGAGUGAACUGAAAACAGGAGAGACUACAGCCACACGUAUGACUCGUGAACAGAGGACUGCAGUGUUUCAUUACUGGUUGAGUGCUGUGGAGAACCUGUUGGACGGUUAUCCUCCAAACCAUGUCCUCUCAGCACUGCAAUAUUUAGCUUCCAGAGAACAGAAGGAGCUGGAGGAGAAGCUCUCCUCUCUGGAUGUGACACGAGACGUGACAGCUCUACAGUUCCGCUAUGAAAGCAAUCAUCUACAGGACAUCUCAGGGGAAGAGGACACUGAGUUGCCACCUGUUAAGACUCUCUUACAGGCUGCAUGGCAGGAGGUGGAGCAGAGUUUAGUUGAUUUAGCUCAGACUCGCUCCAGAGUCCAGCAGCUCCGAAACCAGCUGCAGGCCCGCAGGAAGGGGGCCGAGCAUGAGGUGUCUGGUUUUGCAGAUGAGCUCCAGAGUGACACCAUAGCACUGUCAGUUCUUGAGCUGGAGCUUCAGUGUGUGAUGCAGGCUGCAGCAAGGGAUUAUAUACAAGACCAGUGUAUCCUGCUUGACCAGCAUGCCAGGAGCCGACAGGAGGCACUCAGAAACCUCCACAACCAGUGGCAGAGUAUUCUGGACUUCAGACAACUAGUGGUUCUCAGACAGGAUCAGAUCAGAGGCCUGAUUAAGGGGAACUCCUCAACCAAGACAGAUCUGAUCCGUCUGCAUAAAGAGUUACAGGAAUUUCUUCAGGGCGAGCUGGUGCCACAGUUUCAAGAUGUCACCACUGCCGCAAACAGUCUGAGGAACUCUAUUUCAAAGGAGGCCAGACAGUUGGGAACAGUUUCACUUCAUGCUCUGGACCGCAGGAGUGUUGAAGGAGUGCAAAGGGUCCCUGCAUCGUGGUUGUCGAUCCAUCGCUUGCAGUCAUCAGCCUUCAGCAGCUUGUGUCAGAGUAUAACGUUCCCACUGUACAGGGCUCCAGAGGAGUUGUGUUCACAGGUGCGCUCUCAACAACUCGAGUUGCGUUUUCUUCGUCAGUUACUUCAGCUUCAGUCCACUACUCUGCAGAAAACACAGAAAGAAGCAGAGUUGCUGCAUGCAUCUGAUCAAAAAGCCCUCCUUUCCAGAGUCAUUGAGGAGGAUCAGAAGCUCCUGAAGUCUCUGGUACCAAGAGUCCGAACCUUCACCCAACGCUGUACACAGGGCCUUUCUUAUGCGGACCAAGCCAAAACUGCCAUCUCUUAUUGGUGGGACAAACCAGCGCAGCAUGUCCUGCCUGAGGUCAGCAAAGGAGGACUGACUUUUCAAGAGUGGCUACAACGAUGGAAACUAGCUGCCAAAGCCUCCUAGGGGACACGUUAAUGUUAACAUUAGCAGAUCAUUUCCUGGCUGUAGCUGUAAGGAAAUGCACAGGCAUGUUGUAAAGAGGUCAUGCCUAUGAUCACAUCAAGACUCUUUUCUUUUUAAUGUUUUACUAUGUGAAAGUCUGUAACUAAUAAAUACAUUUAAAU